AGAGCAGAGGCUGGCCAGAAAGAGUCCGCCCAUUGCAGCGAGCUCACCCUGUGCCUAAGGACACAACACGCGGCCCAUUAGUUCCUCUCCCUGGGCGGAUACUGUGUGUGUGAGACGCCCCUGUCUCUCCCAGUCACUCGCAAGCCGGCGACGUGAUGUGAGGCCAAACAGCGGAGCCGCUUCAUUCUGCAGCUCUUUGGGAGGUUGGAGUUGGGGGCAAAAGGGAACUCGACAAUCAGCCUCUGUUCCUUUGUCAGCCCAGAGAAGGAUCACCAGCCUCUCAGGCGAGGCGCUUCAGCACCCUCUCCAAAAUUUCCAUCCGAUAGAACAGAAACUUCUAAGCAAAGACUCGCCUUGGCGAACGUGUGGGCUUCAGCCGCCAACCAACAAACUGCAAGAAUUAACACCUGGAGCCGAGAUGAAUUCAGAGAAAUAGAUUUUUUUUUUUAACAAAGUUACAACUCCAAACAAAAAGUUUUGGCAGCCAGUUUUUGCGCUCUCCCUGUGAACCUGGAUUUUAAACGGAAUCGUCUCUAUGUGUUGAUUUUUUUUGGGGGGGGGGGGGGGACAAAAAACAAGAAUAAGUUCACUUUUAUUAUUAAUUCUCUCCCUCCCCCACACUCCCACCGGUCUCUCUAUGUCCCAUCCCCUUUUUUUUCUGUGCACCCAGACAGGUGAUGGGCGUAUCAGUCCGGUGCAGUGUUGACUCAUGGGUUUUUCUGUUUGGUCUGAUCUAAACAAAUACGCAGAUCUACCGGCUGGUCUACUGCUGAUGCCAGAGAGAGAGAGAGAGAGAGAGAGCGAGAGCACGGCGAGGAAACGUACAAAUCCAACGUGAAACAAUAAAUCCUCACACACUAGUUACUUUCCCGAGGGAUGGUACUGAAUUUUACUGAGGCAGGGGCGCCGCUGAAGCUCCUAAAUGAUCGAUUCUCGCUCCAGGACAAACUUGAACUAAAACGAAAUGAGAGCCACAGUUUAUUUCAUGUUCAGCUUUUGCUACCUGACCUGUGUGCAUACUGAGGAAGCCGAAUUUCCCCCAGAACUGCUUGAGAAGCUCGCACACAGUGAUAUUACCAGCAUUCGCGAUCUUCAGCGCCUCCUGGAGAUUGAAUCCGUAGGGGAUGAUGAUCUCUCCGAAUCUAAUUUAAGGUCUCACAGUAUUAAUGCAAUAAAACAUGAGUACACAAAGCGCUCAGCACCUAUACGGAGAAGGCGAAGUAUUGAAGAAGCUGUUCCUGCAGUGUGUAAAACAAGGACUGUCAUUUAUGAAAUACCUCGCAGUCAGAUAGAUCCCACCUCUGCCAACUUCCUGAUAUGGCCAGCUUGUGUGGAGGUCAGACGCUGCACGGGCUGCUGCAACACUGGCAGUGUCAAAUGCCAGCCUUCCCGGAUACAUCACCGAAGUGUCAAGGUGGCAAAAGUGGAAUAUAUAAGGCGUAAGCCAAGAUUAAAGGAGGUUAUAGUGAGGUUAGAAGAGCACCUGGAGUGUGUGUGCACAUUACUACAGUCUAAUUCAGAAUACAGAGAACAUGAAGGGCCUUUCACCCGCCCAAAGCGCUUUAAAGGAAGAAAUAGUGAAAAAAUUAAAAAACGGAAGCGUAAAAAGUUAAUACUGGCACCUGACAAGGAUGUGUUUCCAACAUAAAAGCUCUGGGAUGCAUUCAGAUGUGAGGUGAAAAUAAGCUACAUGAGGACUUACAAUGGGGGGAGGGGGGUGGGGCAAGGACGUACAUCUCUUUUGUUACAAUCCAAAAGCCUAUAUGCCAAAGGUGCUUUUUUUUGACUGUUAUUUCCCUUUGCCCUCAAUAGAACUGUUUUCCCAGCAAAUUGAAAAUAAAACUGUCUUAACUCUGAGGCAAUAAAGUGGAACAUUGUGGAAUGGGACUGCUCGGUGAAUUGAUGGGAGGCAUCUUGGUUUUUUUUUUAUACACACACAUGGAGGAAAAAAAGGCAUUCAAAAGAGUGGGAAGAAUGUCUGAAAUGCUGCUGAAAGGACAUAGUUUCAAGUGAAUGGAGAAUAUAUAAUGAAGAACUUUUAAAAUGGUGCUUAUGCCAUGUCUCCCUAAAGCCUCAAAGGGACUUACACAAAUGAGAGGCAUGGACCAUCCGAGAAGCCCCCGCCGGUACUUCCUUUUCCAGAGCUUAUCCACAAGACUGUGGAGCAAUCUUGCACAGUGUUCUCGUUUUUAUGAACUACACAGUUUCUUCAAGGGUGGGGCGGGGUAGGAAGCCUUGAAGACGGAUGUUAAGAGUUUAUUAUCGCACCAUUGGGUGUAUAUUAAGCUUGCUUCUACUGUACUCUUUUUAAUGUUUUAUUAUUCUGUGGACUACUUGUAUAUUUUAUUGCAUUUAGGAGACUGCAGGUAUGACUUUGCAGCAUAUUGUUGAUUUAUUUUACUGGAAGAAUAUGAUCUUUAACCAAGCUGUUCAGAAAAUUGCAUUGGUGCAAAAAAAUUCCCCAAAAAGUCCUCUCGGUUCAUAUAUGUUCCUCCUACCUUCCCUUCUUCUCCUCCUUUUUAAUUUAAAGCAUUUCAAGUAAAAUUAUUUUGCAUUAAUAAAUGAUACAAAAAGCCGGAAAAUAACAGUUAUUUCUGGUCCUGUACAGUCUGAAAAUGUUGUUUUUGUUUUUUUGUCUGUCAGUAAUACCACAUUUUAUGAUUUUCAUCUUUUAAAAGAAAAGUAUUUUCUAACUUUUAUUUCACAUGCACGACUGUGUGAAAUGGUCAAGAAUAUCUAUUGCGAUGAACUCUAUAAAAAUAUGGACAGCAAGGUCUACAAGAAAACCUGAUUUUUAAAAAAAAAUAUGUGGUCACAAUAAUAAUUAAACUCCUGAAUAUA
This is a messenger RNA of Carcharodon carcharias (great white shark), 2841 nucleotides long. Its product is annotated as platelet-derived growth factor subunit A-like. Gene Ontology annotation, biological process: platelet-derived growth factor receptor signaling pathway; positive regulation of cell migration; positive regulation of ERK1 and ERK2 cascade. Gene Ontology annotation, cellular component: membrane. Gene Ontology annotation, molecular function: platelet-derived growth factor receptor binding; growth factor activity. The transcript is spliced from 7 exons. Lineage: Eukaryota; Metazoa; Chordata; Chondrichthyes; Lamniformes; Lamnidae. The record is from RefSeq and is a predicted model, not a curated record. The coding region runs from base 965 to 1648 and encodes 227 amino acids.